Messenger RNA from Drosophila busckii, 596 nucleotides. It is a transcript of the gene RpS26, whose product is annotated as 40S ribosomal protein S26. Gene Ontology annotation, molecular function: structural constituent of ribosome; mRNA binding. Gene Ontology annotation, cellular component: ribosome; cytosolic small ribosomal subunit. NCBI's taxonomy places the organism in Eukaryota, Metazoa, Arthropoda, Insecta, Diptera, Drosophilidae. The coding region runs from base 116 to 463 and encodes 115 amino acids. The transcript is spliced from 2 exons. The record is from RefSeq and is a predicted model, not a curated record. Gene Ontology annotation, biological process: translation.
GGGUUGCUAGUGCGGAAAAAUUUGAGCUGGCAACUCCCUUUUCCACAAGUGUCGCCUGGCGUGAACACGCGGAAUUUGUUUCGUGGAUUUUUCAAUUCUUAAAUAAGCUGCCAGCAUGACGAAGAAGCGCCGUAAUGGAGGACGCAACAAGCACAACCGUGGCCAUGUGAAGCCCGUGCGUUGCACCAACUGCGCCCGCUGUGUGCCUAAGGACAAGGCCAUCAAGAAGUUUGUGAUCCGCAACAUUGUGGAGGCUGCCGCUGUGCGUGACAUCAGCGAGGCCAGCAUCUGGGACACCUAUGUGCUGCCCAAACUCUACGCCAAACUCCACUACUGCGUGUCGUGCGCAAUCCACUCCAAGGUGGUGCGCAAUCGUUCGCGCGAGGCUCGCCGCAUCCGCACACCGCCAGUGCGCUCUUUCCCUAAGGACAUGGCACGCAACAACAACCAGAAUAGGAAGUAAAUUCGUCGUUUAAAAAUACGGACUGCUUAUAACAAGAACUUUUUUGUAAACCUAAGUACGUUUAAAUGGAUAAAUGUUGCCGAUGCUCGUGAAGCAAAAAAUAUAAGCAUUCAGUUUUUUAAACAUAAACCAA